UACAGUUAUACAUUAAUAGGUCUGUACAGUGGUAUGAACUAUACUAUCACAGUGAGAGCUGGUAAUGUACUAGGAAUAUCUGAUUCAAGCAUUAUAUCAGCUAGGACAUCAUUAUCAAUUCCUGUAGGUGUACCAACAUCUCUUCAUGUUAAUCCAAAUACUAAUAGGAUUAUGUGGAAUGAGAUCAAUUGUUCUCAACUCAGUGGUAGAUUCAUUGAAUAUAAUGUACUUAUACAGAAUGUAUAUGUAAAUGAGCUUGUGUUUGGUACUGAGUAUAACAUCAGUGUAGCUGCUGUCAAUUCUGUUGGAAGAGGUCCCUUCAGUGAUCCUAUUUUAGUAGAGAUUGGAGCUACUACUAGUAGCAGUUGUAAUCCAUGUAAUGAUGGUGCUGCUAUUGGACUGGGGAUUUUUGUAGCUAUAUUGAUGAUUCUAUUAGCUGUUAGUCUUGCUGUCAAUAUCUACUGCUUUAUGAAAUUUAUAUAUCCUGUCAUUGCAACAAAAACAAAUAAAUCCACAACUAAAGAAGCAAAUAAAAUUGAUGAAAACAUAGCAAUGAAAGAAUGUGAAUCGUAUGGUGUCAGUGAAGCAGUAAUUUAUGAGGAGUGUGGUGAUAAAGUUAACAAAUCUACUACUGAUGAUAAACCAGUUAAACCUGUUGUUGUUGAUGAACCACCUGCUGCUGUUUAUGAAGCAUUUGAUACUGAUGAUAUCAUACAUGAUGUUGAUGACAUUGAUAUAUAUGAAGCAUAAACUACACUUCUUUAUGCACAGAUGCAUGCUGCGAUAAUAAAUGCUAUACUAAUAAAUAGUGUGACAUUAUUCAAAUAAUAAUAUAACAAGCUUUAGGGUAGAAAGAUGUCAGCCACAUCACACUAUCAAUUUUGUAAACAUUAAUUUUGAAAACAGAAACUUUCCUGUUCUUAUUCUCAUGUUCAUUGUAAUACAGAUAACCAAAAAUUAAAUGAAAUUUUUUUACCUCUUUAAUAGAUCAGAACUAUUGAUCGUUGUAUUGAGGUAUUUAUGAAGGUGCAUUCUGUGAUCUGGUUUGGUCAACACAAAAGAAAUAUACUUCAGUUCUAUAAGUACAAUAACAUUGUCAUUGAAGCAUGAAGGAAAGGAAGCAGUAAUAUUCACGACUGUAGAUUUGUUUACUUUUAAAUAAAGUUGCUGGCAUGUCUCUUCUGGUAGUGGCUGUCUUCUUGUUGAGUGUCAGUGAAGUUAUUAGUCAAUGUCCACCUUCCUCAGGUAUCUACCUGAUGCAUAAUGGAAACUGUUAUACUAAUGGAUCAUAUUUUUAUGAUAAUGACAUUCAGGGACAGAGUAACAGUAUCCAGUGUGUGUUACCUGGCUCUACUCUGAAUGGUGGAGAGUGGGUUACUUCUAGUGGAUCACCAGUUGAAUGCAGUACUAAUCCUCUUCGUUGUAAUGAGGUAUCUUCACCUAAUGCUAGCAUCAGUCUUUACAUUGAUGGAAGCAUAUCACCAUCAGAUGAUGGCUGGUACAAGUGUUGUCUACCCACUGAUUGUUCAGAUCCUAACACUAACAUCAUCUUUGCUAAUAUAUUCAGAUGGGCACAGAUCGAAGAUAUUACUGUUGACUUUCCUUCAGAUAUAACAGUUCUACCUCAAAAUUACACAUUGCAUGCUAUUAAAAUUGGUCAUAAUGAUCAUGAUUCAUUUGUACGACAUGUCUUAUGGUACUA
This is a messenger RNA of Amphimedon queenslandica, 1702 nucleotides long. RefSeq lists its product as uncharacterized. Gene Ontology annotation, molecular function: protein binding. Bases 34 to 750 code for a protein of 238 amino acids. The transcript is spliced from 8 exons. Lineage: Eukaryota; Metazoa; Porifera; Demospongiae; Haplosclerida; Niphatidae. The record is from RefSeq and is a predicted model, not a curated record.